Molecule: messenger RNA, 2683 nt
Organism: Piliocolobus tephrosceles (Ugandan red Colobus)
Lineage: Eukaryota; Metazoa; Chordata; Mammalia; Primates; Cercopithecidae
Gene: PLA2G15
Product: phospholipase A2 group XV
Exons: 6
Coding region: 88-1326 (412 amino acids)
Biological process (GO): lipid metabolic process
Source: RefSeq, a predicted model, not a curated record
GUUCAGUGCGUCGCCACCGCCCCCGCCUAGGCGAGAGCCCAGAGAGCUGAACCUGCUCCCUUGGACCUACCGGGACCGUCGUACACCAUGGGUCUCCACCUCCGGCCCUACCGUGUGGGGCUGCUCCCGGAUGGCCUCCUGUUCCUCUUGCUGCUGCUAAUGCUGCUCGCGGACCCAGCGCUCCCGGCCGGACGUCACCCCCCAGUGGUGCUGGUCCCUGGUGAUUUGGGGAACCAGCUGGAAGCCAAGCUGGAUAAGCCGACAGUGGUGCACUACCUCUGCUCCAAGAAGACCGAAAGCUACUUCACAAUCUGGCUGAACCUGGAACUGCUGCUGCCUGUCAUCAUUGACUGCUGGAUUGAUAAUAUCAGGCUGGUUUACAACAAAACAUCCAGGGCCACCCAGUUUCCUGAUGGUGUGGAUGUACGUGUCCCUGGCUUUGGGAAGACCUUCUCACUGGAGUUCCUGGACCCCAGCAAAAGCAGCGUGGGUUCCUAUUUCCACACCAUGGUGGAGAGCCUUGUGGGCUGGGGCUACACACGGGGUGAGGAUGUCCGAGGGGCUCCCUAUGACUGGCGCCGAGCCCCAAAUGAAAACGGGCCUUACUUCCUGGCCCUCCGCGAGAUGAUCGAGGAGAUGUACCAGCUGUAUGGGGGCCCCGUGGUGCUGGUUGCCCACAGUAUGGGCAACAUGUACACGCUCUACUUUCUGCAGCGGCAGCCGCAGGCCUGGAAGGACAAGUAUAUCCGGGCCUUCGUGUCACUGGGUGCGCCCUGGGGGGGCGUGGCCAAGACCCUGCGCGUCCUGGCUUCAGGAGACAACAACCGGAUCCCAGUCAUCGGGCCCCUGAAGAUCCGGGAGCAGCAGCGGUCAGCUGUCUCCACCAGCUGGCUGCUGCCCUACAGCUACACGUGGUCACCUGAGAAGGUGUUUGUCCAGACGCCCACGACCAACUACACACUGCGGGACUACCGCAGGUUCUUCCAGGACAUCGGCUUUGAAGACGGCUGGCUCAUGCGGCAGGAUACAGAAGGGCUGGUGGAGGCCACAAUGCCACCUGGCGUGCAACUGCACUGCCUCUAUGGCACUGGUGUCCCCACACCAGACUCCUUCUACUAUGAGAGCUUCCCUGACCGUGACCCUAAAAUCUGCUUUGGUGACGGCGAUGGUACUGUGAACUUGAAGAGUGCCCUGCAGUGCCAGGCCUGGCAGAGCCGCCAGGAGCACCAAGUGUUGCUACAGGAGCUGCCAGGCUGCGAGCACAUCGAGAUGCUGGCCAACGCCACCACCCUGGCCUAUCUGAAACGUGUGCUCCUUGGGCCCUGACUCCUGUGCCAGGCAGGGCUGGAUGGCUCAGCUGUGGACCUACUCUUGGCCUCUGGUGCUGUCAUGGCCCAUGAGUUUCUCAGAGUUUGUGACUGACCAUUCAAGGCCCCGAGUCUUGGACUGUGAAGCGUCUGCCAUGGGGAAGUGCUGUUUGUUAUCCUUUCUCUGUGGCAGUGAAGAAGGAAGAAAUGAGAGUCUGGACUCAGGGACACUGGAUGGCAAGAAUGCUGCUGAUGGUGGAAUUGCUGUGACCUCAGGACUGGCUCCACAGGGUGGGCUGGCUGGGCCCUGGUCCCAGUCCCUACCUGGGGCCGUGUGUCCCCCCUACUCCUAUGGGCUUUUCAUACUUGCCUACUGGGCCCUGGCCCCGCUGCCUUCCUAUGAGGGAUGUUACUGUGCUGUGGUCCUAUACCCAGAGGUCCCAGGGAUGGGCUCCUGGCCCCUCGGAUGACCCUUCCCACACACCAGCCACAGGUAGGCCUGCCACUGGCCAUGGGUAGCUAGAGCUGCUGGCUUCCCUGUGGCUUAGCUGGUGGCCAGCCUGACUGGCUUCCUGGGCGAGCCCAGUAGCUCCUGCAGGCAGGGGCAGUUUGUUGCAUUCUUCAUGGUUCCCAGGCCCUGGGACAUUUCACUCCACUCCUACCUCCCUUACCGCCAGGAGCAGUCAAGCUCUGGAUUGGGCAGCAGAUGUGCCCCCAGUCCUGAAGGCUGUGUCCCAGGAGCUCUGAUUUCCUCGGAUGUACUGUUGGCCCCAGGACUGAAGCUGCCUCCCUUCGCCCUGGGACUGUGGUUCCAAGGAUGAGAGCAGGGGUUGGAGCCACGGCCUUCUAGGGACCUGUGGAGAAAGGGAAUCCAAGGAAGCAGCCAAGGCUGCUCGCAGCUUCCCUGAGCUGUAACUCUUGCUAAUCCCACCACCACACUGCCACCCUGCCCUAGGGUCUCACUAGUACCCAAGUGGGUCAGCGCGGGGCUGAGCACGGGGCUGAAUGGGACCCUGAGAGAGCCAGGGGUCCCCUGAGGCCCCCCUAGGGGCUUUCUGUCUGCCCCAGGGUGCUCCAUGGGUCUCCCUGUGGUAGCAGGCAUGGAGAGUCAGGGCUGCCUUCAUGGCAGUAGGCUUUAAGUGGGUGACUGGCCACAGGCUGAGAAAAGGGUACAGCCUCUAGGUGGGGUUCCCAAAGCUGCCUUCAGGCUGGACUGAGCUGCUCUCCCACAGGGUUUCUGUGCAGCUGGAUUUUCUCUGUUGCGUACAUGCCUGGCAUCUGUCUCCCUUUGUUCCUGAGUGGUGGGCCCCGCAUAGGGCUCUGAGCAGGCUGAAUCUGGAUUCUGGCAAUAAAAGUACUCUGGACGCUGUAAGGUG